Molecule: messenger RNA, 1341 nt
Organism: Suillus clintonianus
Lineage: Eukaryota; Fungi; Basidiomycota; Agaricomycetes; Boletales; Suillaceae
Exons: 5
Coding region: 207-1241 (344 amino acids)
Source: RefSeq, a predicted model, not a curated record
GUCAGGUCAACCUAGUAAUGCAUACUUUUGCUACACGCUAACCAGGUGCUGAAGCUCGCCAGGUCAUGCCAGGCUAUGCUCAAGAUAAAAGUGAUCUAUUGGUCACCAUGUCGAGCUACAAAUGUCAGCCUCAGCCAAGCACUGUUAACUUCUGAGACUUCAAUAUUGAAGUCGAGGCUGACCUGGACUGAAACGGGUCCCAUUAUAUGUAUUCAAUUCUGAAUCCGGACACUGCCUACCGUUUCAUCCUUACCAGCUUCUUUACAACGAUCAGUCUUGUUGCGUUUAUGGCAUCCAAAAUCUUCGGUUAUACCGUCGAGUACCAGUGGAAGCGGAGUGCCAGUCCUGGGAGUUCUGUCAAGACCAAUUCCUUGACAGUUUGUAAAGAGACACAUGACAAGUUCCUCAACAUCAUCAACCAAGGAGAAAUUUACGAGUGGAGAAUGUUUUACUACUCAGCGAGAUGGCAUGUGUACCAGAAAGGGCUCUAUACAGGAUCGCUGAUGGUCUUCCCGGCGAUUGAAUCUCACUGCGUUGACAAUCUAUACGUUUCUUCGAAGAGUGUAAAAUUCUUCAAGGGAAUUCAUCGUGUUCUCGGCUUGCCACGUUAUCCAACGAGAGCACCCGGAAUGAGUCUCAUCAAAUAUGCACCUUUGUUUCCACGUUUGGCUUCUCAGGUACCCUGGCGCUCUCAUCACCCUGAGAAUGUUUCGAGCGUAUUCCAAGUUGCCCUAAGGAGAAGAGAGUAUGUUAAGGUACUCGCAAACAGUGCAAUCAGGCGCAAAGUAAAAGAGCCGCAAGUACACCUCGACAACAUCAAUCCGUCAUAUCAUUCGACCCGAAGUCCGCAUAAUCAGAAGACAUGCGACCUUCGCAAAACUCUCGUAAAGACACUUGGAGCCAGCGCAUUGAAGAGGCAGUCACUCGUGAUCAAGGAAAAAGAAGUACCCCACACACCGACGGAAGUCCGUUUGGAGCGCCGCCUCCGUUUGGCCCUUGGAGAGAAUUUAUCGAUCAAGAACCUCGCUUCAGCUGCUGCUGCGAGAAAGGCGCCUGCACCUUCUCUGCCUGAUCGUUCGCCAUCUCGAAUUUCUUCUCUACAGCCGAAGAUACGUUAUCAGGACCAGAAGUCGAGUCGCCGCAGUUUAUUUCAUGAAGCAUCAGCCACCUCAUUCAAACUGUCCGCGAACCUCGGCCCGGACGACGCUGCCCUCAAAUCUUCCGUGUCCAAUGAACCUUAAUUUUAGCACUACUAGUGAUGCACAUAUACGAUAGUAUUGAGUUGAUUGCAUCAGCCAAAUGAUGGUCGAUACGUAUAAAUUUGUAAUCGAACAGCCAGUC